Molecule: messenger RNA, 5797 nt
Organism: Porites lobata
Lineage: Eukaryota; Metazoa; Cnidaria; Anthozoa; Scleractinia; Poritidae
Source: the annotation of a GenBank genome assembly
AUGCAGAAAACCAACAUGGCGCCAUUGAUUCAAAGACUCUUAUUUUUGGGUAUAAUUCUUUUACUGGCGAAUCAUUAUGUCAAAUCUUCACCUGCUAGACUUCCCGUUAAGGAUGUUAAGGAUAAGGAAACUUCAGAUAAAAGUCACACGGACAAUGUAGAGAAGAAUUCUGUGGUCCAAAGUCGAGAGGAGAAAGCUGGUAAGAACUGACGGUUUUUAAUGGGCUCAUGAAACUCAUUUAACGUAGGUUUACAAAGUAAGGUCAUGUUGAUUGUGCCUGUUAAAGCUCAUACACGUUUUAACUGCCUCAGAUGUUGAAGACGAUCGACGACAAAAACCAGUGGAAUCGCAGGAACGAGAAGAACAGCCUAAAGAGGAAGGUGAGAAUUAAGCUGAAACAAAGUUUGAGAUGAAUCAUCGUUAACAUACGUUUUACUUUAAGCCUUCUUAAAGAGCCUAAUAGUGCCUUAUUCUUUAAAUUUUUUUGUGUUCUACUAAUUGAGGUUCUCUUUUUGUAAAGUUGAUUUAAAGACUUAGCUGGCUGCACAUGUACAGCUGUUCAUAUAUUGAAUGGUAUCGAAUCUAUCUCGCCCAGUUGUUGCACGCUUUUGUUUAAACUUCCGUUAAUCGAAUCAUUUCCAACAAUGUUUAUACCUUUGGAGCUUUGCUCAUUUACGACAAAAUAGGCUGAUGUUUAAAAUUAGGAUAAAAGUUUGAUAAUCUCUGCAUGUUAUCCUUUUGCAGUAUAUUUAAAAAUUAAUAAUGAUAAAAAAGCUUGAAUAAAAAUUCAAGCUUUCACUUAACAAUGGUAUCAUCAGGAAUAAAAACAAUGUUCUGCAUAAAGCUAGCUAUAUGUGUAUCACAUGCAUAAAAUACUUCUUAAAAAAUUACGUGCAUACUGUAUUUAUGCACGAGUUGUUGAUGUAUCAAAAAUCGAACGAGUGAGCCCAGCGAACUUGUGAGAUUUCUGCCAAAAUUUGCUCCAACACACUGCAAAGUGACAAAGAAAACAAAAUAAUGUUAGUAUUAACUACAGGUAAUCAUUGAUUACGAAUCUGUGUUUGUCUCUUACGGAAAACUUAUGGAAACCAAAUUGAGUCGAAAGGAGUCCAGUUUUUUCGCUGAGGUGCCCCUGAUAAAACUAAUAGGGGUGGCUAAUUUACAGUCACCCGUGAUAGCUUGAAAUUUCUGCCUUAGUGCCACAGGACCACCAGAUUAGGAUGUGUUCUGACAAACGUGAUAAACUCUAGGUAAAAACUUGUAAUGAGGGUAAGAAUAUGAAGUAUUCCAGGAACUACAAGUUAGUAAUGUUAACUUUUGUUUUGAAUGUACAAUAAGAAAUGGAUGAUUUGUAUAGGUAAUAGCACUACAAAUUAACAGCACGAUUUGUAGUAAUAUUUGGCAUAAAUACCAUGAGUGAUAUUUUAGAAUUGUUAUUUCACGAGCCAUUAGGCAAGUGAAAUUUGAGACAAUUUUGAAAUAUCAUGAGUGGUAUUUAUGCCAAAUAUCACGUACAAAUCAUGCUAUUAUUUGUUUAUACUACUACAUGCAAAAGGUUCACAUGUAGGUACCGUAUUUAUUCGAAUAAGCGCCCAGCCUCGAAUUAGCGCCCACCUCGAAUAAGCGCCCAUCCUAAAGGCAGAAAAAGUUAAUAAGCGCCCAGCCUCGAAUAAGCGCCCACCCCCUCCUCCUCCCAAUCAAACUCAAAUAAGCGCUCACCCCCACCCCACCCACUUGAGUGAAUAAAUGCUAAUAAGACACUUCUCCGAGGACGGAGUUUUCUUCAGAGUAUUAUACAGAAACCUUGCUUUGUUACUUCUUCGCGUUUUGUUAUUAGCAUUUAUUUUUUUGUUGCAAAAUAAACAUACUUCACUUGCUGAAAAUAGUGAAAAUUUAAUAAGCGCCCAGCCUCGAAUAAGCGCCCACCUCGAAUAAGCGCCCAUUCUCAAGGUCCAAAAAUUUAAUAAGCGCCCAGGGCGGUUAAUCGAAUAAAUACGGUAUUUCAAAUUAAGCUGAAAUACCACUGCUCUAAGCCAAUCAAAUUGCAGAAAUUUCUUAUGUAGUAGUAUAAUGAGUGAAAUUCCUGGUUUGAAUAUAAGCUUAAACAGAAGCAUAUAAGACUUAUGUUAGUUCCGAUAAAUAAGUACAAGUACAAGCUUACAUCUUCUUUGCUUUUUCCCCCUUCUACUGUUGUUUUGCCGGCUCUCUUCAAUUUCUUCAUCGAUAGUGAAAUAUCUCAGUGAAGUAUCUCAGAUGUUUUUCACUUUUCUACGAGAAAAACGGUACUUAAAUUAUAGUCCUUUCUCCUCGAAUGUCUGUGAAGCAACUUGCAAAGCGAGGACGCUGCAAGCUGCAAGUAAUUUUGGCACAAAACUCAUGCACCUUUGUGGCUUUUGAUUGGACAUAUCAAUUUUUCUUAUACAUGAAAAAACAUUUUUCGUUAUUCUGAUUGGACAUAUCGAUUUUUUCACCUGUGAAAAACACCGUUUGCUCUUCUGAUUGGCUAGAACUGAUUUGUGUAUGGAAAUUUACAUCAAUGACAAUUUAGUUUGUCUGUGAGUAUCUCAGUAUCAGGGCUUCUGAUAAGUCGCGGAAGAAAAAGUCAAAUUUUGCGGGAUGUUUAGGGACAAAUUCUCGGAAAAAUUGGCCGAUUUCGCGGGAAUUUCGCAGGACUUUUUGGUGCAAACUUUACCAAAAAGCGAUCUGUAAAAAAUGGCUGAUUUUGUGGUUAUUUUCAAGGAAAAUUUUGCUAGAAAUCGGUUGGUUUUGUGCUGACCAGACCAGCAUUUUUAACGUUUUUCUAACAGAGGUCAUCAUUUGCUCUUUCAACAACAAUACGCUCCAGAAAUGAACCAAUGGCAAAGCCUUUAACAUCAUGGCUAGUACCCAGUUUUUCGCAACAUAAUCUACGCCUGGUAGUUUCUGGACGUUGUUUGCACAUUUCAGUGACGAAGUUCCAAGAUAAAUUUUGCAACUUUACAGCAAGUAAAUAGCCCCUAUAGCCGAAAUAAGUUUCAAAUGUGUUGUACAGACUUGUAUUUGAUAAGAUUUCUACCGAAUUUCACGUUGUUUUUCAUGUUUUUGUGAAUUUUGUGGGAUUUCGUGGAUUUACCUGAAUUUCGCAGCUCCACGACUGCGCGAAAUAUCAGAAGCUCUGCAGUACGUAUAUGAAUAAAUUUUAAAAAUUGAUGGAAAGUAAAAUGACUUGUGCAAAAAAUGUUGAAGUGUUACAAAGUGUGUAAAAAAUAAUAAUGUGUUAAAAGUACAUAAUAUGUUUUUUUAAUACAGUGGAACUCUGCUCUGCAGACACCUGCUUAAUACAGAUACCCAUAUAUAAUGGACAGCUUCAUUUGUCCUGACACUGAAAAAUGUCAUUUAUUUUCUUUAAAAUUUACCCUCUAAAUACGGACCCCCAGGUAAUACGAACACUAUGGCAUGUCCCCUUCAUUUGUAUUAAAAUUUCCAGUGUACUGCGUAGUUGAGCUGAAAUAAAUAAAUUUGCAGGCUUUGAAAUAGUGUUAGACCAGUCAGUGGAUAAGGUUCAGUCCAAAAUUGGUUUUGUCAGGUCAAAUCCUUGGAUGACUGAGCAUUUUGUUCAAUCAUUAAUAUGCUGUUCUGGUGGAUUUCGAUCCGUUUUGUUUGUUUUGUGUUUCAAGGUUCAUUGCUCUGUGAUCGUCCUGUUUUGGGCUAUAAUCAACUAGUUAAGUUUGCCUCUCAGAUUUUUCUGACCUUUCUUAUUCUUGUCACUUGCAAGAAUAAAGAAACGUCUGCCUCCUUCCUUUGAUAAAAAGUCCUUUCACCAUCGCGAUUUCCUUUGCUAUUCUUGAGCAGUCUAGAGUCAUUCUCAGCCAAGCUGGACAAGCACAUUACACUGUGAUUUACGUAAACCCCGCCUUCAAUAAAAUGAUUGAUGGAACAGAAAAACCCAAAAUCCCAUUGAAGUUUGCAAAAUGCACAGCACGAUACAACAAGUUUCGCUUUAAAUAUUAGGUUAGACAUUAGUCUCAUUUGAGAAGAAUUAAUGAAAGGGAUAAGAAAUAUAUGACCAGACCAAGACAUUUUUAUAGAUUAAAUUAAAGUAAAAAAAAUUAAAACUUGUGAUAUUCACAAUGCAGAAAAAAAAGCUAUAUACAUGUAGGAACAGUAGUGUGAAUGGCAGUGACACAGAACUGGGGAAUGUCAGUGUAGACGUUGAGUGUUGUACAAACUGGAGUGGCAGAGGGUUAAUUUUACGCAAUCAUUAUCAUUAUUUACCACAGUAGUGUUAGCUCAGUCGGUAGAGCAUGCGCUUGCAGUGCGGGAGGUUGUGGGUUUGAUUCCCGGGGCUGGACCAAUACUCAGGGUCUUAAAAUAACUGAGAAAUGAAGUUACUCCCUUUGCACUGCAAGCGGCUAGACCUUUGCGUGGCUCUGAUGACUACAUAAAAUGGUGGUCCUGUCUCUAGUCUCUGUUAGGACUGAGACGUAAAAAUAGUGUCCUCAAUUACCACUUUCGUGCAAAAUACUUUGACACUCAAAUAAAGUGCAAUUUUUAUUAUAGCUUACUCAUUAUUAUUUUAAUCAUAACUAUAACAAACUUCUCAAAUCUGAUUUGCCAUCAACUGCCCUGAUUUCAGCCCUAAUAGGACAGUUUAAUAGGCCAGUAGCGUCAUGUACACACCAUCAUGCACGCGGUUAAAUGACUUUUUUUUCGCUGCUAGCAAAAAAAACUUGGAAUUUCUUGUAUUUGGAUUUAAAAAAAGAGCCUUAUACAUCACAAGUUUUGUUAAAGUUAUGAUUAAUGGGUAACAGAACUUUGUGUCGUCCAGUUUGGUCUGUAAUCAUACUUGUGAUUAAACAAAUCGGACUCCUGCGAUUUUGUUAUAAUCAUUCGUAUGAUCACAGUCCGAAUUGACUCCACUCAGGGUGUCCUGUUACCAUUACUAACACACUCUUAUGACACCUGUUUAAUAUGGACACCUUGUUAUUAUGGACAGUUUUCUUUGUCCAUGGUGAAAGCCCUCAAAUUUUUCUUCAAAUUCAAAUAAGUUAAUACGGACACCCGAUGCAGACAAAGGACACUAUUUUCUUGCCCAAUUAACAGAUUAUCAUUGAAAGUCAACCAUGGUAAUGCCGACACUUCAUAAUCAACUGUGUAUUGUAAUAAAUGUUUCCUUUUUAAAGGUAAAAAAACCUUCAGAUGACAGCAUGUCAAUAUUACCAGUGCUACAGUAUACUGGAUUAUGAUGAAUUGUUGACAUCAAUUUUAGACUAUUUUGGCAGCAAACAAGUUAGGCAAAGAACAGUUUUUGUACAUGUACAUGUAGAUGGGCGAUUGAUUAAGUGUUUCCAAGGAUUUAGUCUACAGAAUGACAGCUUUGUGAAGGUUAGAGAUAUUUAAUUCGACGGGGCUGGUGUACUCUUUUAUCCCUUAUAGUCUCUCUUUCUGAUAAAAGGUUACAUUGUAUUUGUUUCUUCAAUAGCAUGACGCGCUUUUACGGACACCCUGUGAAUACUGACUCUUUCUUUGACCCCUUCAGUUUCAGUAUUAACAGGGUUUGACUGUAACUGACUUUGCAUUUACAUGAGAGUAUUACAUUAAUUGAAGUAUGUGCUGCUUUUCUUUAGCUCAAAAACCUAAAGUAGACGACAGAGAAAACUCUGCUAAAUCCAAAAUUGGUGGUAUUGGAAGAUUGGGCGAUGAUCAGUCAAAUUGUGCUGAGGACAUUGCUCGUCUUUGUCCUGAAAUUCCAAAAGGAAACAACUUUGCUCUGCUUGUUUGCUUACAGGAAAAAGCCAAGGUACAGUGUACAUUGUAG